Messenger RNA from Lodderomyces beijingensis, 2499 nucleotides. NCBI's taxonomy places the organism in Eukaryota, Fungi, Ascomycota, Pichiomycetes, Serinales, Debaryomycetaceae. The record is from the annotation of a GenBank genome assembly.
AUGGAAACUUCUGGCUUGCAAUUGGCGUUGCUACCACCCUCGUCAAUAAUCUCGCAGGCCAAAAUCCACCAUGGCAAUUCAUCUUCCCCCCCCAGCUUGGAUAGGACUUUUUGCCCACAUAAACACAACAGCAAGAAGACAAUGACAUACAGGCUCAGCUCGACGCUAUCGGGACACGAGCAGGACGUGAAAAGUGUAGCAAGCGCGCAAAUAAACGACCUUCCCAUCAUAGUGUCGGUGCUGAGAGACGCUACUACUCGCAAAUGGCACCAAGUCAACAGGUCAAGCAGCACUGAUUCGCAGAUCAUCUUCAAUUCACCGUCGCUGGCUUUCCUCAACUCCACUGCAAUCAUCGCUACCCCCCAAGGUCAUCUCGUAGCGAGCGGGUGCCAGGAUGGAAUGAUCUACGUCAAUGAUCUCCACGAGGACUCCUAUUAUAAAGGUGAUGGCGACUGCAAAUACCAAUUGAUUGGCCAUGGCGGCAACGUGUGCGCGCUCAGCUUUGCCCAUGGCCAAUUGAUCUCUAGCUCGUGGGACUCGCAUGCUAUAGUGUGGAACCUAGAAGACAUGUCGACGAAAUACGUGCUCAAGGGCCACGAAUCUCUGGUGUGGGACGCCAAGAUUGUUGCCCCCGACCAGUAUUUGACGGCGGGCGCAGACAAGACGAUACGGUUAUGGAACUUUGACCAUGAGGUGUUGAAGUUUGUGGGCCAUACUGACGUUGUGAGGAAAUUGGCCGUCUUGCCCCACGACAAAAAGGAGUUUGUUUCUUGUUCGAAUGAUGGCACUAUCCGGGUGUGGAAUUUGCAAACUGGUGAGAAUACCAAGGUGUUGCGCGGACACGAGUCGUUUGUUUACGAUGUGGCAUUGUUGCCCGAUGGCAAGUUGGUUUCUACUGGAGAAGACCGCACUGUUCACGUGUGGGACUUGGACUCGGGUAAGGUGGUGCAAGUGAUUACCUUGCCGUGUAUUUCCGUAUGGUGCGUCACCGUGUUGCCCAAUGGCGAUUUCGCAGUUGGAGGCUCGGAUAAAUUGAUUCGCGUGUUUACCCAGAACCAAGAGCGAGUAGCGCUGGCGCUGGAAUUGGAGGAGUUCACCAAAGCUGUCGAGUCGUCCUCGAUUUCGGAACAGUCGCUUGAUGACUUGAAAAAGACUGAUAUUCCUAGUAUCGACGUGCUCCGCAAACCGGGCAAGAAAGAAGGGGCUACCAUCAUGGUCAAGACUGCGCAAGGUACAAUUGAGGCGCACCAGUGGUCUGGCGGCGCAUGGCACAAGAUUGGAGAUGUUGUUGGUGGCGCGUCGAGCUCAUCGUCGAAAAAGCUGUUUAAUGGCAAGGAAUACGAUUACGUGUUUGACGUUGAUAUCAAGGAUGGCGCUCCUCCGUUGAAACUACCUUUUAAUUUAAAUGAAAAUCCAUACACGGUGGCGGAGAAGUUCUUGGCUGAUAACGAAUUGCCUCUGUCGUACACGGAGGAAGUGGUGAGGUUCUUGGAGACCAACACUGCUGGGGCUAGCUUACAAGAGAGCUUCCGUGGUAAUGCUGGUGCAGAGGAAGUUCGCCAUGAAUACUUGAACGAUCCUUAUUCCGAUGCAUACACUAGAACCCAUCAGGAGAGCAAAACUCACACUCACACGUCUGUGUUGCCCGUGUUGGCAUAUAUGACCUUUGAUGAUUAUAAAAAAGACACAAUUCUCAAGGGUCUCCAAAAACUCAACUCUGCCGAGGAAGAAGCAAAACACAAGCUAACCGAGUUGGAAAUCCUGCAAAUUGAUCACUUUUUAUCGAACCCACUGUCGAGCCAAGCAGCUAAAAUCGUCACCGACUACGCGUACAAGAUCAUCUACAACUGGAAACCCGCUUCCGCGUUGAUUGGGUUUGACUUGUUGAGGAUAUCGCUCCCUAAAAUAACCACCGUUGAUCUCAUAUCCUCGACCGAUGUUGCCCAGGCGUUUGACAAGGAGAUCGAAAGAGGGUUGCAGCUAGUCACCUCAUCAAACCCCGCGUUGCUCAUGAUGAUAUGCAAGCUGUUGUGCAACACAGUCGGCACGACCUUAUUCCUCCAACUGUUUGUGGACCCUCAAGAAGAUGGCUCUUAUGAGUACAACUCGAUAUUCAAGACAUUCUCGGAUAAAUUGGGUAAAAUCGCCACAACGGUGGACACAUCACAUAAGCUUUACGGGUCCUUAAUGACGGCGUUGGCUUCUUUUGCGUACGACUUGUCUGUUUACCAACUCAAGACCCCGGGAAUGCAAAAGAAUCCUCAGGUGGCUGCUGAACCCGUGCUCCAGUUUUUGCACAGCAUCGGGGACAACGUAGUGCACUCAUCGUCGGAAGCCGCGUAUAGACUAGCUGUCGCGUACGGCAAUCUCAAAUGCGCCAAAGCGUGUACGUCUACAUCACCACCACCAAGUUGGAUUCUUGCUGCUUCGGAGUUGUACGUUUCCAAAGGUGAGACCAGAUUCGUUGAUUUGGCAAAAGAUAUAAAAUCGCUACACUAA